GCGAGAUGCUUUGUAUCUGUGCAUGAGAGCGGGAGACUGCUCAGCCGAACAAAUGCACGAAAUACGGCGCCCUGCGCAAUUCUCGCUCUUUGUAUCUUGUACCAUCGCGCGCCACCAGCUGCACUCGGUAUUCCUCCGGUAUCACGCCAUCUCGCUCACUUGUAGGAUCUGGCCGAUACCUUCGCCUAUAAGAAGCCGCCCAUUACGCUCAGAGGCCUAAUUAGCCACUGACAAUGGCCACCAUCACCCAGACCAUCGACAGCUUGACCGGCAAGGCUGGUGUACUCGGCGUCAGAGGCAGCACACAGCCUCUUCCUCGCAAUCACUCCCUCGACAAGUACCCCUCUAUCGCCUCCACCCCUUCUAUCGGGCAGGAGUUCAGCUCAGAGCUCCAGCUGUCCGAGAUCCUUAAGGCUGAUAACAGCGACGAACUUAUUCGAGACCUGGCGGUAACCAUCUCGCAACGAGGCGUGGUAUUCCUCCGCGCACAAGACUUGGAUAUCGAAGGUCAAAAGCAUCUUGGUAGAAAGCUCGGUGAGCUGUCCGGCAAGCCCAAGGACUCAACUUUGCACGUCCACCCUACCACUGAGAUCACAUCUUCUAAGGGCGACGAGAUAUCCAUUAUCAACAGCGAACGUCAGAGUCGCAAUGUUGGUGACACCUCUAGGCUCGCCUCCCACCUCUGGCAUUCGGACAUUACAUUCGAGCCCGUGCCCAGCGACUAUGCCAUACUCAAGCUCCACACCAUCCCCGAAUCAGGCGGCGAUACUGUAUGGGCGUCUGCUUACGAGGCAUAUUCCAGAAUCUCUCCUGAGCUUGCUAAAUUCUUGGAGGGCAAGGAGGCGUUUCAUGAAGCUGGCUUCUUCAGGAAGGCGGCUGAGCAGUACGGGAUUGAGCUGAGGACUGGCCAGAGAGGGUCACCUUUGAACCAGGGCCUGUCGCUCUCUGCUAUACAUCCCGUGAUUCGAGUCAACCCCGUCACGGGCUGGAAGGGUCUUUUCGUCAAUCAAGGCUUUACUCGACGUAUUCUCGGCGUUACCAAAGACGAAUCCGACUUUCUUCUAGACUAUCUCACCAAACUUGUGACCAACAAUCACGACCUUCAAGUUCGCUUCAAAUGGGGCACCAACUAUGCUCCCGGCAUUGGGGACAUUGCCAUCUGGGACAACCGAUCCACACAACACUCAGUGAUCCUCCUUUUUACAAUCUUUCCCUGUUCUAUAGAGAGCUGACGCACCUCUAGGCGACCUUUGACUAUGACAACGCCCACCGCGUCGGAGACAGGGUAGUCUCCAUCGGGGAGAAACCCUACUAUGACCCUGCAGGGGUGUCCAGGCGCCAUGCACUCGGUCUCCCUGACCCUGUUGAAGGAGCGUUGGGGGAGCUCUACAGGGACACCUUGAAGUAGUGAUUUUGAAGUAAUGAGGAUGCAGCGUUUGUAAAGGAAAGUCAAUACAGUCCAAGUUGUAUAUGUAUGAGUCGCGUA
Molecule: messenger RNA, 1486 nt
Organism: Cryptococcus amylolentus CBS 6039
Lineage: Eukaryota; Fungi; Basidiomycota; Tremellomycetes; Tremellales; Cryptococcaceae
Exons: 5
Coding region: 234-1232 (332 amino acids)
Cellular component (GO): cytoplasm
Molecular function (GO): 2-oxoglutarate-dependent dioxygenase activity
Source: RefSeq, a predicted model, not a curated record